This is a messenger RNA of Dryobates pubescens (Downy woodpecker), 1431 nucleotides long. RefSeq names its product RNA binding motif protein 48 (gene RBM48). NCBI's taxonomy places the organism in Eukaryota, Metazoa, Chordata, Aves, Piciformes, Picidae. The record is from RefSeq and is a predicted model, not a curated record. Gene Ontology annotation, cellular component: nucleoplasm. The transcript is spliced from 4 exons. The coding region runs from base 157 to 1260 and encodes 367 amino acids. Gene Ontology annotation, molecular function: nucleic acid binding.
GCCUCUGAUCGGCCUCUCUAUCGAGAGCUCCAGCUCGUUCUGUGUUCCUACGCCAUCAACUUCCGCCUCAGCGGGAGCCAAUGAGUGCUGCCCGUCGCCUGUUUUCUCGGCGAGCAGCUAGAGCUGCCUAAGCGGGGCGCGAGGAGUCACGGGAAGAUGGCUUCCGGCGACGGCGCGCUGGGCGAUGUCUGCAAGCACCAUACGCAGCUGGGGGUCUGCGAGACGCGAGCCAAGUACCGGGAGGGGCGGAGGCCGCGAGCUGUGAAGGUUUAUACCAUCAACUUGGAAUCUCGUUACUUACUAAUCCAAGGAGUUCCUGCACUGGGUGUCAUGAAGGAAUUAGUUGAACAGUUUGCUUUGUAUGGUGCCAUUGAGGAGUAUCAUGCUCUAGAUGAAUACCCAGCAGAGCAAUUCACUGAAGUUUAUCUUCUAAAAUUCCAAAAACUGCAGUGUGCAAGGGUGGCCAAGAAGAAAAUGGAUGAACGAAGUUUCUUUGGUAGCUUGCUGCAUGUGUGCUAUGCUCCAGAGUUUGAAACAGUCCAAGAAACCAGGGAGAAGCUGCAGGACAGAAGAAAGUUUGUAGCAAAAGCAACAAAUCAAAGAGAUUGCUUUGUGUUAAAGAAAGCAGAGGGGCCUAAGAAGAGAGUGUCAAAGCACUCUGAGCAUGACCAUCCAUGGACUACAUCAGAAUCACCUGCAACCAACAGCUGGGCUCCAUCCUGCUUUACAGGCUGUCAGGGGGUACCCUACAGCACAGGGCAUCCAGCUGGGAAUCAUCAUCAUCAAAGCCUGUUGACUUUUCCCCAUGAUUACAACUGUGCUGAAACUUCUGGGUACCUGGGUCACAACACAUCCCUAACUCAAAGUGUGCACCCAGGAGGAAGUACUCCAGGGACUUCUUUUGUGCAGCCAAGAGCGGUUCGGAUCGAUAACGGAGUCGAUAGGUUCAUGCCUCGUACAACCCACCUGCAGGAACGCAAGAGGAAGAGAGAAGAAGGGGUCCUGUUUUCCCUCCUUGGGACAGAUGUGGACAAGACUGAAGUUGUUUUUGGUCCACAGCUACCAGAACCCCCUAAAGUGGACAUGGAUGAUGAUUCACUGAAUACUUCAGCAACACUAAUUCGAAAUAAACUGAAAGAGGUACUGGCUCUGCAAGCUCCGGUUAGUUUCAUUUCCAAACACAUCUGGUUUAGUGUCUCUAGUUUUAUAGCUAACUUCAGCUGGUCAUACUGGAUGAAGGUUGAAUCAUUUGCUACUUAAAUCUGGUGUUCUUACAACUUAACUCUUCCACAGUGCAGAAUAUCACAGCUGUGCUACUCUGUACCUCUUAACACUACACUGCAGAAAGUCCAGCUGGCAGUGCCAGGGUCCUAAGUGGUUUUUAGUGAAGAACACUUUUUAUUCCAUGUGGGGAGGCAUGACGACUCCCUC